AUGUUGCCUUGUUCGAGUAGCACUCUAUUUUUCAUCGCUUGUGCGGCCUCAAGCCUAUGUCUGUUAUCCUAUCUAAUUGGAUUCUCAUGUGAAUUAUCAUGGAUAUUGGAAUCACCAAACACUCUGCCAGUGGCGUCGCACAUUUUGUGUGCGGGGGAGUUAUUAGUUUUCAUUGCCUGUACUGCAUUAGUUUACGGACUCGCAACGGGUACGCAUUUAGGAGCUGUGAUUUGGGCAUCUGUCCUAAUUGUAUUUAUGGUUCCUGAACUAACUUUAGUUAUAUAUACAGUAACUCAUCAUUGGGGCCUUCAAUCCAACCAUGGUCAAACCGAAUUAAUAGGAUAUUUAAUUCGUUUGCUUUUUGAUAGUGUAGCAUUACUCUGUGUCAUUCCAUUAAUUUUAAGAUGGCGAGAGGAACAAAGAGUAUUAUCCCAAUUAGAAAUGCUCACUUCUCGUUCGCAUUUAUCUGCAGCCCACAGCCCACGCUUGACCCAGUCAACCAGGAGCAGUAUCCGGUCAGUAGUCAGCAAUGCGAGCAAUGGUCGCCAACAUAAAAAAUUAAAUGGAACGAAAAAUAACGCAUACGUAAACGAUGAACUGGAUAACUGUAGUGUAAAAAGUGGAAUCUAUGACAGCCAAAGUGAGUUCGAUGCUAGUUUGUUUUCGCCAACAGCUUUAUAUGAUCAACAUAACGCGAUGUAUGGAAAACGAGCGCAAUCACUAAUGGACUUGCGUGCUGUAAACCCACCAGAACAUUUACUCCGCAAACCAUCGGACUCCAAUUUCAUAGCAGCUAUGAAACAGUACUGGCUUGCCAACACAUUGAAACAAGACGGCCUGGACGAUUCCAAUUUAUUGUUCGAUAAGAAAUUUAAUUAUUACUAUAAACAGAAUAGCAACAAAAACAAAGAACCACUAGAAAAUUUUCCCCCGCAGCGAAAAAGUCAGUCAUUAGUGGAUUUAAAUAACGCCUCAAAAAAUGAAGUGUAUAAAAAUAAUUUGUUUAGAUACGAAAUGAAACCUAAUAACAUGUAUUUAGGUGUGCCACCGAAUGUCUAUAAUAUGCCGAUGGGAUAUCCUAUUUAUCACAUGCCAGGAUUUUACAUGCCACACAUGAGAUCUGUUGCUGAUAAUGGACAAGGAAGUUAUUAUUAUACCAGCAGCAAUAAUGUUUGCUAUAUACCACCAGAUGUUUUAGGAUCCAAUAGAAAUAGUAGAUUAUCCUUAGGAUCAGAUGAUUUCACAAAAUACCGUGAUGUAGCUUUAUGAUAACUGUACGAAAUACAGAUAAUAAGAUUCUGGUCUGCUCUAUCAGCCAAAGUUAUUUCUAUAAUACAAUAAAUGUCAAUAAGUAAUGUUGCAUUUAAUUUAAUAGUACUACGUAUAUAA
Molecule: messenger RNA, 1389 nt
Organism: Ctenocephalides felis (cat flea)
Lineage: Eukaryota; Metazoa; Arthropoda; Insecta; Siphonaptera; Pulicidae
Exons: 7
Coding region: 1-1269 (422 amino acids)
Source: RefSeq, a predicted model, not a curated record